This is a messenger RNA of Scatophagus argus, 6469 nucleotides long. It is a transcript of the gene fhod3a, whose product is annotated as formin homology 2 domain containing 3a. The record is from RefSeq and is a predicted model, not a curated record. Gene Ontology annotation, cellular component: cytoskeleton; cytoplasm. The transcript has 30 exons. Gene Ontology annotation, molecular function: actin filament binding. The coding region runs from base 377 to 5251 and encodes 1624 amino acids. Gene Ontology annotation, biological process: cortical actin cytoskeleton organization; actin filament network formation; cardiac myofibril assembly. NCBI's taxonomy places the organism in Eukaryota, Metazoa, Chordata, Actinopteri, Scatophagidae.
CUCAGACACACAGACAGACAGACAGACAGCAGACCGGCUGUCCCAAGCUGCGCUGAUCCUUCACUCUCCAGCAGAAAGCCGGAGUCCGCCUGCCGCCUCCCCUUUAUCACUGGCCACCUGCCUCUCCGAGAAUAACACAGCGGCAUCAAAACGCUCAGGGCGAGCACAACCAAGCAGAGGAGGACAGAGCGCAUACUGACACCUCGGCUUCCAGCAGCCCUCCCUUCCACUAUCUACAACUGUCCUGCGGGAGGACAGGCUGCUCAAAGGGCUCACUUGGCGACCCGGGUUUGUUGUCGUUACCAGGAGAGGAUCGCUCUACCGCUCUCGUUAAACCGGACUGCCUCCUCAGAGGAGCCACUUGCAUGGAUGCACCAUGGCCACGUUUGUCUGCAGGGUUCAGUUUUUAGAUGACACCGAUCCGUUUAACAGCACUAAUUUCCCGGAACCGACGAGACCUCCGCUGUACACGUUCAGGGAGGAUAUCCCUCUCAUCAACCAGUUAGCAGGCAUCCACCGGCUCCUCAAAGCUCCUCACAAGCUUGAUGACUGUACGCUGCAGCUCUCUCACAAUGGCACCUAUCUGGAUCUGGAGUCCUCUCUGGCAGAGCAAAGGGACGAGCUGGAGGGCUUUCAGCAGGAUGAAACAGGGUCCAGAGGGAAGAAGCACAGUGUUAUUCUACGGACCCAGCUGACCGUCCGUGUACACGCCUGCAUCGAAAGACUGUAUAACUCCAAUGGACGUGACUUGAGAAGGGCACUGUUCUCUCUGAAGCAAAUUUUUCAGGAUGACAAAGAUCUGGUUCACGAGUUUGUGAUGGCUGAAGGUCUGACGUGUCUCAUCAAGGUGGGAGCAGAAGCUGACCAGAACUACCAGAACUACAUAUUAAGAGCUCUGGGGCAGAUCAUGCUUUAUGUAGACGGGAUGAAUGGAGUCAUCAGGCACGCUGAGACAGUCCAGUGGUUAUACACUCUGGUUGGCUCAAAGUUCCGUUUGGUGGUCAAAACAGCUCUGAAGCUCCUGCUGGUCUUUGUGGAGUACUCUGAGUCCAACGCCCCGCUGCUGAUCGACGCCAUCUCCUCUGUGGACUCCAAGAGAGGCUGCAAGCCAUGGUCCAAUACUAUGGAGAUCCUGCAUGAGAAGGAUGGAGUGGACACAGAGCUGCUGGUCUAUGCCAUGACCCUCAUCAAUAAGACGCUUGCAGCAUUGCCUGACCAGGAUUCUUUCUAUGAUAUGGUGGACGGUCUGGAGGAGCAGGGCAUGGAGACAGUGUCCCAAAGACACCUGGGACGGAAAGGCACUGAUCUAGAUUUGGUUGAGCAGCUCAACAUCUAUGAGAUGACCCUACGGCAUGAAGAUGGCGACGAUGACAGCCAGCCUCCCCCAACGGGACGCCGGGACCGUCGACGAGUCAGCCUCGGGGGCGGGGACAAAAAACGUGGCCUGGAGAGGAGGCGGAGCCGCAGGGCCUCUCUUGGACGAUCAGGUCACGCCUCCCCCUGCAGCCCUGCGUCCCCACAGAGAGCCGGCUUCCAGCCUUUCAGUGGACAGAGAGCUGAGGACGUGAGUGAGAGAGCACUUUCAGGUUUCCUUCCAUCUAUAGAGGAGGGAUGUGAGGAUGUGAUAGAGGAGGAGGAAGAGGAGACUCCAGUGACCGAGUCUGAUUCGGAUGAGCAGGAGGGGGCUGAAACAGUGUCUAAAGAGACCACCCCCAGCCCCGCUAGACAUCUUCCAUCCGCAGUCCACCGAUCAAACCUCCAGUCCAUCACCAUCACUUCCAGAAAGGAGAAUAUAAAAGACGAGGAGCAGAGGAAUCGGACUGAACAACCGCCUGCGCCCACCCUCCACUCUCCCUCAACCCCCACCUCCUCUCUUCCUGUCUCAUCCCCUCUCAGCCCCCCAGCCCAACCCUCCCUUCUGGCUUCCCUGUUGGCCAGGAAGAGGUCCAUCGUCACCGUCCCGGCUACCAAGGAGGUCAGCCCACCAUUGCGUGGCUCCUCCCGUCCCUCCCCCGACCGCCUGCCCUACCUGCCCCACUCACCCUUCCACCUCUUCUCCUAUGACUUUGACGAGGAGGCGUCGCCCCCGGCUUCCUCCAAACCCAGUGAGGAGUCACCGAAAAUGACGUCCCCCAGGAAUGGAGGUGUCAUGUCUUCUCUCAGCACCCCAAGUACACCCACUAGCCCCAGGCCUGCUUUGGGAGGUCUUCUGUCCUCCUCGUACCGACAACACCAGGAAUCUCUGGCAGCUGAGCGAGAGCGCCGUCGUGUGGAGAGAGAGGAGAGACUGCAGAGGAUAGAGCGAGAGGAGAGGAACAAGCACAGUCGCGACUAUGUGGAUAAAAUGGAAGAGGCCAGACUUGCGCGGGAGGAGAGGUAUAAGAACGUGGAGCGUCUGGCAGCAGAGGAGUAUGAGAGGGAGCGCGUCCGGGUGUCAAGGACACGCCCUGACCUCAACCUGACCUUUGAACCCGCGGAGGCCUGGCCCUCAUCAUCACGCAGCAGCACCCCGUCUUCCUUUGCCUCCCAGGAGGACACAGAGGCUGACCUUGAUGCCAGGACAUCCGCAACCCCCUACACACCAUCUGAGACUGGAGAGGUUGAUGACUCCAGUGCUAGUGUAGAAACAGAGGAAAAAGAGGCCACUGCUGAAGAGGAGGAAGAACAGAAACAGGAGGAAGAGGAGGAAGUACAGGAGGAAGCAGCAGCAGAAAAAGAGGAGGAAGGCGAGGAGUGUGAACAGCAACCGGAAAAGGACAAAGAAGAAGCGGAGGAGGACAGUGGCAUCCUGAGCGACAAGGAAAGACAGAAUGAGGAAGUGAAUGAGAAGGACAACUGCUCUGCCUCCAGCAUCUCCUCUGCCAGCAGCACUCUGGAGAGAGAAGAGAGGGGCAGCAGUGAGAAUGGCUUAAAGGAGGAAGAGGUGAACGAACAGUGCAGCAAACUCCUCAACAGCAAGCUCUUCAUGCUGGACAUGCUGUACUCCCAGAACAAGAAGCCCAGUGAUGAGGAGGAGGAAGAAGAGGAUGCUGAGAAGGAGAAGGAGAAAGAAAAAGAGAAAGAAGAGGGGGAGGACAAAGAAACCCAGGAAGAUGCUGAUGGGCAACUGGGCAGUGACCAGGAGAGUGACAACAGGGCUGACAAAUCAGAACACCGCGGGACCAUCCGACCGUUAGCCGAGCGGUUUGGAGACUUGAUCAAGGACCUUGUUUCGCCCCACCCUCAUCUGGAAUGUCCAGCCAAUGAGCCUCCUCCUCCCCCUCCCAAAAAGGAAUCGGACACAAUCUGGGACCAGCUCCUGGCCAAUCCUCGAGAGCUGCGCAUAGGGGACAUUAACUUCACUGACCUGACCGAGGAUGAUGACAAGGACAUUCUGGAUGCUGUUUUGAUGGGAGGAUGCGGCGAUCUCCCGCCUCCGCCGCCUCUUCCAAUCUGCAUCCCUCGCUUCCCUCCACCCCCUCCCAUGCUAGGAAGCUGCCCCCCACCUCCUCCCUUGUUUGGGAUUAUGAGGCCUCCCCCUCCCCCUUCUCUUAGUGCCCAUAAUCCAGUGCCUCCACCCCCAGAGCCGCCUCUGUUCAACAAGAAGAAGAAGACAAUCCGGCUCUUCUGGAGUGAGGUGCGUCCAACAGAGUCUCAGUAUAGGGACUACAAGUGGAGUGGAGAUUCGUUGUGGUCCAAACUGGAGCCAGUGAAGUUGGACACAGCCAAACUUGAACACCUGUUUGAGUCAAAAUCGAAGGAAAUACCGGUUACCAAGAAAACAGCAGCAGAUGGUAAACGUCAAGAAAUCAUCGUUUUAGAUUCCAAGAGGAGCAAUGCUAUCAACAUCGGUCUGACAGUGCUGCCUCCUCCUCGCACUAUCAAGACGGCCAUCCUUAACUUUGACGAGUACGCGCUCAACAAGGAGGGCAUAGAGAAAAUUCUGACGAUGAUCCCCACAGAGGAGGAGAAGCAGAAGAUCCAGGAGGCCCAGCUGGCUAACCCUGACGUCCCACUGGGCUCAGCAGAGCAGUUCCUCCUCACACUGUCCUCCAUUAGCGAGCUCUCCGCCAGACUCCAGCUUUGGGCCUUCAAGAUGGACUAUGAGGCAACCGAGAAGGAAGUAGCAGAGCCGCUGCAGGAUCUGAAGGAGGGUAUGGAGCAGCUGGAGAAGAACAAAACCCUUCGCUACAUCCUCUCCACAUUGCUCUCUAUCGGAAACUUCCUCAACAGCACCAAUGCUAAAGGCUUCGAGAUGACAUAUUUGGAGAAGGUUCCAGAGGUGAAGGACACUGUUCAUAAGCAGUCUCUGUUGCAUCACGCCUGCUCUGUGGUGGUGGAGAACUUCCCUCAGAGCACAGACCUCUACUCGGAGAUCGGAGCCAUCACGCGAUCUGCGAAAGUGGAUUUUGACCAGCUGCAGGAGAACCUGUGUCAGAUGGAGCGGCGCUGCAAAGCCUCAUGGGACCACCUGAAGGUGAUCGCCAAGCAUGAGAUGAAACCCCAGCUGAAGCAAAAGAUGUCUGACUUCCUCAAAGACUGUGCUGAGAGGAUCAUCAUCCUCAAGAUUGUUCACCGCAGGAUCAUCAACAGGUUCCAUUCAUUCCUUUUGUUCCUCGGUCAUCCAGCUUACAGUGUGAGAGAAAUCAGCGUCCACAGGUUCAGUAAAAUCAUCAGCGAGUUUGCGCUGGAAUACCGAACCACCCGAGACCGCGUGCUGCAGCAGAAACAGAAACGAGCCGACCACCGUGAACGCAACAAGACCCGUGGAAAGAUGAUCAUGGACGUCAACGCUCCUUCUGAUGAUGAAGAGGAGAGUGAGUGUGGUCGGUAUGGCUCCAGCAGCAACAGCAGCGCCCCUAGUGGCAGCCAGGAGAGCGAGCAGCCUCAGGGCCUGGGCCACUCUGAGGAUGCUGCAGAGCACGAGCACAUGAAAGCUGUGCUGAGAACCAGCCUCAGCAGUGGCGACAAAGAGGCUGGCGGAGUACCGGGGCUCCGGACACGGACAAGGUCCCGGCCUGGACGGGGAGGUCGCAGUAUGCAGGCUUGGACACCAGCUGUGGAGGACACUCAGAUCUGUGGUGACGACGCUGCAGAUGAGAUCAUGGAGCGUAUAGUGAGGUCGGCCACUCAGGGUCCAGGGACCAGAGCCCAGCCCCGCGAGAGGAGGAGGUCCAGGGCCAACCGCAAGUCAUUGAGGCGGACUCUGAAGAACGGUCUGACCCCAGAGGAAGCUCUUGCUUUAGGACUAACUGAUUGUCCGGAUACCUAAAUGUGAUCAUCUCACCUCCCUCGUUGCAGUGGAAACACAGCUUCAAUCAUCAGAGCGACGUCUCUGCCAGCCGCCUGCCUUUGCCACACUUUACAGAGUUGUAUUCCACUUGUCACAAACUCCUUUAGGUUGUUGUCAGCUACUAAUUUUGCCUGAUGUGUCUGAGUGAUGAAGCUGCAGCCAUGAUAGUGUUUUUUUUUUUGUUUUGUUUUGUUUUUUUAACUGCAACACAAAGAGAAAGUGAAAGUGACGAGAGAAUGCAUCAAAUAAGGACCGAUGUAUUCAACUAAGUGAGGAAAGGAAAAUUUGAAUUCAGUGAGGCUGCCUCCCCACUGGAUUGUAACAUUUGUUUUUAUUUAUCUAAACAUGUAUUUGAAAUCAGUCCAAAGGGAUAAUGUUUGCUUGUGAGUUUCUGCAGCUGUGACUUCACCAUUUUUUUCGUUUACUUAAGCUGUGAAUUUCAGUUGUAAAGAUCAACAGGCUGAAGAGGAAGUUUAAUUUGUUCUCUUAUUCAGUUUCAAAGAAUCCCAAGAGAUCAGCACAAACAAAGAGGCUUACUAAGAACUAUGAAACGUUUGCUUCUGCAGCUACACUUUUGACAAGUGACGAGUGUAGUUGUGUUUAGUAGGAAUGCGAAAGGUUUUCAAUCUGAUGUGUGCCUUUCAUUUCAAAGGGACAACAUUGUACCUUUACGCCAUCUCUCCCUCUUGUUUCAUGCACCUCCUACUUCUCAAAUAACUCACAAAUGUCACAUUCACAGGCGUAGUUAUAUGGAUGUUGAUUACAAUGAAUUCAUUUUUUUUUUUUUUUUUAAUUUUGGCAGUCUUGUUCUCAGUAUUUAUAUGCAAAGCUCGGACAUCUUGCACCUUGGUUCUAUGUGAACAACUGAAAUGAACAACUGAUUCAAAGCAAAGAAAAAAAGUUUUUAUCUCAGAGGAAGUGUUUGUAAAGUGUAAAAAGACAAAAGGAGAAAGACAUUUUUUAAAUUUAUAAUAAUCUAUUUUGGAGGACAUGCAGGGAAUCCUGCAUAAAAUGUGUAAAUGCCCUUUUCAGCUGCCGGGUACUAAAUGCUGUAGUACUGCAGUGUGCAUGUUUAGUGCGUUUCAUGUGAUGUAUUAUUUUUGUAAUUUCUGUAGAAACUUGUAAUAUAGUGUGAAAGAAAGGCUACAACAAGGCUGUUCUUUGAAUUGUAAUAAAAGAGUAAAAAAAAAAAAAAAA